AUGGUAGGCAAAGCUCACAUUGUAAAAUGCAAUGUCCAUGAUCUUCACCCUCCACUUCAUAAAUAUCAUAAGCAAGGAGAUUUUAUCAUUGGUGGUGUUCCUACUCUUUCUGGUUUGGUCCCAGUGUCAAUAGACUUCAGAAAACAACCUCCUGUGGCAUUGUCUGAAGAAAUUCUCCUGAUACCUAAGAAUUACCAGCACAUCCUGGCCUUGGUAUUUGCAGUAAAGGAGAUCAAUGAAAACCCACAGAUUUUAUCCAAUUUCACCUUGGGCUUCCAUAUCUAUGACAGCUAUGACAAUGCCCAGAGAACUUAUCAGACUACCAUGCUCCUUCUAUCAUCAGAAGAGAGGUUGAUUCCCAACUAUACAUGUGACAACCAACACAAUCUGAUAGCAGUUAUUGGGGGUAUUGAUUCCACUGUUUCUUGUCAUAUAGCAACUAUUUUGGAUAUCUAUAAAAUUCCACAGCUCCACCACUUUCUGAGAUAUGUCUCAUUUAACAAUACUGCUCAAGAUAGGAUAACCUUCAACCAGAAAGGAGAGCUGGUGACUGGAUUUGAUAUCUUCAACUGGAUUAUUUUUUCCAACCUCUCUUUACAGAGAGUGAAAGUUGGGAGUGUAGAUCCCCUGGCACCUCCAGAUCAAAUGUUCACCAUUAAUGAUGAUGCCAUUACCUGGCACAGUUGGUUUAACCAGACUCGGCCUUUAUCACUAUGUAGUGAGCACUGCCAUCCUGGCUCUAGCAAAAAAGUAAGGGAAGGGGAGCCAUUUUGCUGUUAUGACUGUGUCCUGUGUCCCAAAGGGAAGAUUUCAGACAAAGAAGAUAUGAAUGAGUGUAAGAAAUGUUCAGACAAAGAGUACGCAAAUAAGAAUCAAGAUUUCUGUUACCCUAAGAUUAUAACUUUUCUGUCUUACAAAGAACCUUUGGGAAUCACUUUUACUUUCCUGGCUUUUUUCUUUUUUUCAUUGACAGCUCUGGUGCUUGGCAUAUUUAUAACACAUCACCACACUCCAAUUGUCAGAGCCAACAACCAGAGUCUCACCUAUACUCUCCUCAUCUCCCUCCUGUUCUGCUUCCUUUGCACAUUGCUAUUCAUUGGCAAACCAGGAAAAGUGGUCUGUCUUCUCCAACAAACAGCACUGGGCAUCAACUUUUCAGUGGCUGUUUCUUGUGUGCUGGCCAAAACCAUCACAGUGGUUCUGGCUUUCAUGGCCACCAAACCAGGAUCCAGGAUGAGGAAGUGGGUGGGGAAAAGACUAGCCAGCUCUAUUGUUCUUUCCUGCUUCCUUAUUCAAGCAAGCAUCUGUGUUGGAUGGUUGUCAAUUUCUCCCCCAUUUCCAGGCAUGGAUAUGUAUUCGAUGACUGAAGAAAUUGUACUGCAAUGCAGUGCAGGUUCUAUGGUUAUGUUUUACUCUGUGUUGGGCUAUCUGGGUUUCCUGGCCAUUAUCAGUUUUGCUGUGGCUUUCCUUGCCAGGAAAUUACCAGAUACUUUUAAUGAAGCCAAGUUUAUCACUUUCAGUAUGUUGGUCUUUUGUAGUGUUUGGCUCUCUUUUGUUCCAACCUACCUGAGUUCCAAGGGAAAAUAUACAGUUGCUGUGGAGAUCUUUUCUAUCUUAGCCUCUGGUGUUGGACUCUUAGGAUCUAUUUUUUUUCCAAAAUGUUAUAUCAUUGUGUUAAGGCCUAAAUUGAACAAAGUGCAAAUAAUGAGGAAAAAAUGUUGAAGAAUUUAAUCCUAUCCCUUAUCAGAAGCUACCCUUCUUUUUAGUCUUGAAUUGUC
Messenger RNA from Notechis scutatus (mainland tiger snake), 1778 nucleotides. NCBI's taxonomy places the organism in Eukaryota, Metazoa, Chordata, Lepidosauria, Squamata, Elapidae. The record is from RefSeq and is a predicted model, not a curated record.